Linum tenue is the source of this 211-nucleotide messenger RNA. The record is from the annotation of a GenBank genome assembly. Lineage: Eukaryota; Viridiplantae; Streptophyta; Magnoliopsida; Malpighiales; Linaceae.
GAAGGAAAUAUCUCGGUUGGGUUGGUGUCGUUGGUGACUCGGUGGGACAUUAAGCAUACACAGCCGAGUUGGAGACACCAAGGACCUUUAUUCGGAAAGCUUGGAGGUUUCUAUCGCCAAUUUGAUUGAUCCAACCACAUUCCACGAUUUUGCUGAAGUCCAUUAAACCCUUGAACUGAAGGAGACAAGUGAUUCCGCAUAAACCUACUAG